GAAGCUUUCUUAUGCCUUCCAAGCUCAUAAAUUAUUUUAUUUUAAUUCAAUUAUUCUGUAAGGGUUCAUCCACCGUAUGAACACAAGAACCCUUUCAAUCCUUCUUUGUUUCACAUAUACCCAAUUCAAUUUUCACGCUUUCAUUCUACGCAAACCGACUCUGUUUUCAUGAACCCUCGUUCAUGCUCCUUACGAAAUCGAUGUUGUGAUUUCACCAUUUUUUUGGUGUGUUAAGCAGAGGAAAUUCAGAAGGCAUGGAAAAUUCCCAAGAUGAACCACUUCCUCCAGGUGUUCCUUCGUGGCCAAACUAUGCCCUUGCCGCUCCUUCACCUCAAUACCCUUUUCCUCCCAACGCCCCCAACAACCUUCAACAUGAAAUUAACCCUUCCAAUUCUAAUCUUACUGUGAACACUAGAGUGGAUGAUGCCACAGUUACAGUUUCAAAUAACAUCGCUUCGAACUACUAUGGAGCACAGUUCAAUGGGUCGCGCGACAUUGAUAUUGCUGCUCAGGAUGCAGUACUGCGCGAACAAGAAAUUGCGAUGCAAAAUGUCAUAAGGAGUCAAAGGGAGGGAAGAACUGCUGUUGCACCUAACGAGGACAAUUUGGAUAUAUUCUCGGAGCGGCGUGACCCCAACGCUUUGAAGGAGCAUCUGUUGAAAAUGGCCACAGAGCAUAGGGCUGAAAUGGCUGUGAAACGUGGGAAAGCUGCACGUGUGGAAGAAGGUAACACAGAAAUAGGCAAUGGAUAUGGUGUGCCCGGUGGAGGUGCCUAUUAUGAUGGUCCAAAACUUAAUACUGCUGCAGUAGGUAACAGUGCCAUCAGUCAGUCUGAUCCUAUACUCGAUAGAUGUUCAGAACAGAAACCUGCAGCUAAAGAAUUGCCUGAGUACCUCAAGCAGAGGUUGAGAGCUAGGGGUAUUCUUGGAGACAAUUCAUGCACGGCAGAUCUUUUUCAGAAAGCCACUGCAGAUGAAGUUACGGAAUAUCGAAAGUUGCCACCAGGAUGGGUUGAGGCAAAAGAUCCUGGAAGUGGGGCAUGUUAUUAUUAUAAUGAAAGUACAGGAAAGAGUCAAUGGGAAAAGCCUCAAGAAUCAUACUUAACUGAGCAAUCACCAUCAUCUUCACAUCUCCCAGAAAAUUGGGUGGAGUCAUUGGAUGAAACAACAGGUCAUAAGUAUUAUUACAAUACAAAAACUCAUAUAUCACAAUGGGAGAGGCCUAAUUUAGCUCACGAAGUUUCUGUUGGUGAUGGAUAUGACCAAUCAUCUAAUUUACCACGGUGCAUGGGAUGUGGUGGGUGGGGUGUUGGCCUUGUUCAAGCAUGGGGUUACUGCAAUCACUGUACAAGGUAGAGAGUUGCUACUGUUAAUGAAUACUGAGGUCUUAGUUUGUGUUUGGUUCAUCUUAUUUUUGGAAAAUGGUUACUCUUAAGCGAUUGUUUCUUUAGAAAUAAUCCCAACCAAGCUUGCUAAUGGGGAGUUCUUAUUACUAUAAUUACAUAAACAAGGCACAAAGCUUUUAGAAUGAAGAAUAUGAAGAUUAUUAUUAGGAAUGUUUUUAUUUAUUACCAUAUCAUAUCAUUAUCAUUACCGAAUACCACUUCUCU
This is a messenger RNA of Vigna umbellata (rice bean), 1609 nucleotides long. Lineage: Eukaryota; Viridiplantae; Streptophyta; Magnoliopsida; Fabales; Fabaceae. The record is from RefSeq and is a predicted model, not a curated record.